Messenger RNA from Ogataea polymorpha, 2377 nucleotides. RefSeq lists its product as uncharacterized. The record is from RefSeq and is a predicted model, not a curated record. The coding region runs from base 1 to 906 and encodes 301 amino acids. Lineage: Eukaryota; Fungi; Ascomycota; Pichiomycetes; Pichiales; Pichiaceae. The transcript has a single exon.
AUGAAAUUACUCGGUACCAAUCCGUCAAGGACCAGUUUGUAUGAGCAUGCGACGAAUUUCCGCUGGGACAAUACUCUGCGAAGCGACGAGUUUGCGCCGAUGUCGUUUGUGUCUUCGCGAAACCAGCGACUGAAUUUCGAUCGGCUCAACGACCGUUCGUCCACUCUCGAGAACAUUAAAGACUCCACCGAUGAACUUUAUCUGGGUGACCAGCAAUUUGGUGCGAUGGACAAUCUGCGGAUCAGCCUCGAUACUCUGCGGCUGAAACUUCCCUUUUUGGACCAGAUAAAGCGCAGAACGACAACAAAAGUGCAGCCGAGAGGACCUAGAAAAAGACAGGUCCAGCUCAGCUAUUACGGUGAAGAGGCUGACGACGACGCCGAUUCGCGUCCCCUGUUUAUGAAACAGACGAACGUGAAAUACAGAAAGAAAGCAAGGUCCAUCAGUGACAAGAAAACAGCAGGUUCUGUUGUACAGUAUGAAAGUGCAAAAUUUCUAGAGUAUCCGCAGCUUUCGAUUCCGCAACCCCCUGCAAACUACGUGUCUACCAACUUUGUCGAUAAGCUUGAGGGCGAGCUUUCAAACAGGCUGUCAUCGCAUGAUUACCGGUUGAUUUUAAACAACUACAGCUACGUUCCUCUGGAAGAUGUUGAACGCAAAUUUGCGCUGUAUCUGUACGUACAGAGCCGGCUCCACGACGCAGAUACGCUUAUCGACACUGAAAACGAACGCCUGCUGCAAAACUACCUCAACUCCUUAAAGAAUAAUAAAUUUGUCGAGUCCGCUGACGACACAGACGAAGCAGCCAGCGAGAUGGUGCGACGCAAAAACCAGCGGGUGCGACGCAUAGAGCGCCACAUCGAGCUGGACGAGCGAGUCGCUCGCAGACUCGGUCUCCAUAAAUAGUAUAAUUAUUCCAGCGCAAGGUCGCCUAGCUGCUCGCGCAGUUUUCUUUCUCGUGCUUCUCGUAUCUUUUGGUCCUUUUUAAUACUGCUUAGGCGUCCUGUUUCUGACUUCCACGCUUUAUCGUGUUCCUGGUACUCCUCGUCCGCUGAUAUGUAUUGGGCAGCCUCGUUAUCCGGCGGGGCCAGCAGGCUGCGCACCUCUCUGGAAGAAAUAUAGUGCACGUUCAGCUCGGAGCCAAAAAUAUAUCUGAGAUGCAAUAGUCGGAUGUAUUCGAACCAGCUGGUGAUUGGCAGCGUCUUAGACCCGCUGAGCCUGAAUCUCGACAACACUUCUGUCUCGUCGUUUUCUUCGUGCUCCUGUUUCUCGAUACUCCGCAGAACGUCUCUGAAUAUUGACCGAGACUCUUUUUUAUCCUUCUUGCUCACUUUCUUCGAGGAAUAUCUCACCAGCUGCGUCAGAAUACCCUUCAGGUCGUCUAUAUCGUGGUAAGGUUCCUCCUCCUCCUCAUAGUCAAACACCUCGUACAUCAGCGCAAUCACAACAGCGGCUGUUUUCUGUACCUUCUUGGUGAACUCCUCAGCCAGGAAAUUCAUCAAAAGCGGAAUGUUGUCCUGUAUGGUGGCGUUGACCUCGCGUCCGGCUUUAUAAAGCAGACUCACCACAACACCAACUGCAUUGAGAGCAUUCACAACAAUAUCCUCGUCAUUUUCGGUUAGACUGCCGGAACCAAACCCUUCCGCCAGCUCCAUCAGAGUCUCGACGCUAUUUUCCAGGCCGUAGCAAUGCGACUCGUUGUAGAUCACUAAAAGCAAGCUCGCAUAUGCAAUUAAACAGCUCGAACGAACGCCCUCGAAGGUCUCCUCUGUGCUGUAGAUUUUAUCAAGCAGAACAGGAAACAAACUCUCCACAGCUACCGUAGCCACCUCGUCUGGGUCGCUGGCUAUGUAAGCGACCGCCGAGCGCAGAGAAAACACAAAUUCGAGCCCAGAACGCGCCGUCUUGACAAACGAGAUCAACGACUCCAGGUCCGUCUCAUUGACCACCUUUCCGUUGGAGCCCAAGGGCUUUUUCACAAUCAUACGAUACAGUUCGCCAAGCAAAAAUUCUCGCGACGACGAGUUGAUUUUGCUUCUGGAUUGGCCCAGCGCCGUUAUCACGUCCGAAACAGUGUAUAUUUUCACCACGCCCCCGUCGUCGCCGGCCUCGCCAGUGUCUUCCUCGCUGUCGAUGAUGGACCCGAUCAGCGAGUUUGCCCUGCUCUCCUGUCGGCUCAUCGGUGACCCGGCCACCGCCACAGUGGACGACAGGGACUCCGUGCUUUGUAUUUUUUGGCGCAGCAGGUCGUCCAGCCUCAUGAAGCUCAUGUCCAUCAGGCUGUCGUCAAACUCGUUGUAUUCGGCGUCCAUAUUGGGGCUCUUCAGACUAGGACUGCGUAGUCCAGACUUAGACGACGCCCUACCGUCCGAACGCG